AUGGCUGCGCUGGUGCAGAUGGUGUCUUUCUCCAUGGCUUUCGUCUCCACCCUCUUCCUGGUGGCAGCCACUUGGACUGAUUGCUGGAUGGUGAAUGUCGACGACAGCUUAGAGGUCAGCCACAAGUGUCGGGGGCUUUGGAGGGAGUGCGUCAGCAACUUGAAGGACGGCAUCAAGACCUGUGACCCCUAUGAUUCCAUUUUAGCAGAACAUCCCUUGAAGAUCGUGGUGACUCGGGCCUUGCUGAUCACAGCCGACAUCCUCUCGGGCUUCGCUUUGGCCCUGCUGGCGCUGGGCCUCGACUGCAUCAAGUUCCUGAAGGACGAGCCGCAAAUCAAGCUGAAGAUGCGCUAUUCAUCUGGACUGGUGCUCGGGGUCGGAAGUAUCCUCGGACUGGUAGGCUCAGUGUGGUACGCCGUCGAUGUCUACUUGGAGAGGGUCAGACUCCUGUUACACAACGUGUUUGUGGGCGUCCAUUACGACUUCGGUUGGUCUUGCUGGAUGGGAAUGGCAGGCUCCACCGGAGGCUUCCUAGCAUCCGUCGUGUUGACUUGCUGCUUUUACGCCGUCACGGAUGCAGCUUUCUCCCAGAGACCUCAACGGCUCAUGUUCCGUUCACGGGCAGUCACCUGCAAGAUGUACGCUGUCGCUUCCCGAGUGUGA
Gekko japonicus is the source of this 663-nucleotide messenger RNA. Its product is annotated as claudin-16-like. The coding region runs from base 1 to 663 and encodes 220 amino acids. The transcript has 5 exons. Gene Ontology annotation, cellular component: bicellular tight junction; plasma membrane. Gene Ontology annotation, molecular function: structural molecule activity. Gene Ontology annotation, biological process: bicellular tight junction assembly; cell adhesion. The record is from RefSeq and is a predicted model, not a curated record. NCBI's taxonomy places the organism in Eukaryota, Metazoa, Chordata, Lepidosauria, Squamata, Gekkonidae.